UCGAAGCUGGCAACAAAGUUGCAGCAAUAAUGUUGAUAACAAACUAGUUAAGCCGCAUCAGAAAAUUCAAACAAAUUCUUGUAGGAAAUCAUGGUGCGAUUGAAUGUUGCCGAGCAGCAACAACAGCAACAUUCUCCUUCCGAUGGUGGAUCUUCGAAUUGCUCGCUACCAGCCUCGCCGCCUUUGCUGCAGCAAACGGCAACGCCACCGCAGGGCGCUCAAAUUGUGCCACCUGUCUGUGCUUUGCAUCAUCCGCAACAGCAAUUGACCUUAUUGGCGGCCUUGCAGCAUCAUCAUCAUAUGUUGCCGCCGCAGCCACCGCCACCGCAUGCCCUCCAUCAUCAGCAACCACCACCAAGCCAGCAACAGGUACCACAUGAAAACGGACAUGGUCACGGCCAUGGCCAUGGCCAUGGAGGAAUCUCACCCAAUGGCGGCGGCGGAGGUGGUUCAUCGUCCAGCAGCGUCAGCAGCGUUUCCAGCGGCAGUGGCGGGAGCCAGGGCAACGGUUCCAGCAAUGGCACCAAUGGCAUUGGACCGCCGACAGUUCCUCCACCAACUGCAGCUCAGCUGCCACCGGGACCACUUUAUAUACAAUAUCCGGGUGAAUUCUAUCCACCCGAGUACUAUAUAGCCCCACAUCCACAUGAGGGCAUCUGUCCGCAGCAUCCGCAUCAUCCGCAUGCACAUCAUCAGCCCAUGUGCGCCAUGUCAGCGGAAUAUGGUCCUGCAGCCGUUCAAAUGGUCUCACAGAAUCGACCACCACCUCCCAUGCCGGUGCCCGUUCAGGUUCCCCAAUAUGUCAAUGAGAAUGGCACAUUAACCCAUGUUAUGCUAUCACCACAACAAUACCAACAGCUCCAUCCCGGACAGGGUCAUUUACAUGCAGCACCAUUCAUAAGCGCCAAUGGAACAUCGCAUUUCUAUACGCCAGUGGCUGGCUAUCCACCACCAGGACCAGCUGGCAAUGGACCACCACAUUAUCAUUUGCCGCCCCCACCGCCGCCACCCCAACAGCAGCAACAACAGCAAGUGCCGCCGCCAGGGGGUGGACAGGGACAGCAACAGCCAGCAACACAACAUUCCCAUUCCCCGCACUCGCCUUCGCCGCCAAACUAUCGGGAUGAGCGCAGCCAGCGGCAACAUGCCAAGCUUCUGCGUAAACUGGACAAGCAAAGAGAACUGAACUCUGCCGUGUCUACGCCCACACAUUCGCCUUCACCGCGUCGUUCAAAUGAUUUGAAUGGCCAUCACAACAGCAACAAUAACAUUCCCCUGGGUGUUCUACCCCUGCCUCCACAUCUCAACAAUCAUCAUCAUCAUGGUGGACGGCGGCAACAGCAGCAGCAGCAACAGUCGCAUCAGCAACAACAACAACAACAGCAGCAGCAGCAGCAACAACAUAGAAACGGUCAGCAUCAACGACCAGGACCAAGUUCUGUAGGCACCUCUGACGAUGGUGAAGACAAUUCCAGUUUGGCUGAAGGUGAAAACGAAGAAGAAGAGGAGGAGGAUUACCAAUCCUCAAUAGUGGAUCAAAUCUCGGCCAUUGAGAAACCCGAAGUGAUUGAUGUUAGCUCGAGGGCAGCGAAAAUCAUUUGGGUAUCGCCGGUCAUUACGGAUUCCGUACUCAUCAACAUCCGAGAUUUGCGUUACCAAAUCCUCCUCAGUGAUUCGGGCAAACAAUGCAAAUACAAGAGUCUAUAUCGGGGCGAGGCCUAUGAAUGUAUAGUGCAGGAUCUGCAGCCCGGUCAGGAUUAUCUGGUGCGUCUGCAAGUGGAAUAUCAGAAAUUCAAGGGUCAAGUCAGUGAACCCACGGAAUUUAGGACACCAGCCUGUGAACCCGAUCCACCAUUGCCGCCCAAACUGGUUAGCCGCAACAAGAGCUCGAUCAAUCUGCGCUGGCAAGCUCCCCCGGCCAAUGGUUCAACCAUUCAGCAUUAUUUGCUGGAAUACGAUGAAGGAAAGGGUCAACCGUGGCAAUUUGUAGAACUGGCCAAACUAAAGACUAAACACUAUGUGAUCAAUAAGUUGCAGCCGACAACUGUCUAUAGUUUCCGUUUGGCGGCCAUUAACGAGGUGGGUCAAUCGCUAUACUCUAGCAUAAGCAGUUAUUCGACGGCGGGGAAUCCACCAGUAGCGCCCAAGCCACCGCAACUUCAUGGAAGUACCUCGAACUCGCUAAAACUUUUCUGGGAGCGUCGCCAGCAGGACGGAGACUUUCUGCUGCAGAUGCAGGACGCGGAUUCGGGUCAUGGCUUCUUGAACAGCUACAAGGGCGCUGAUCUACACCACGAGUGCCUCCACUUGCAGCGGUCAAAGAGCUAUCAAUUCCGUUUGCGGGCGGAAAACGAAGCUGGUGCCUCGCCCUGGUCCACGGAGAUUAGUUAUUCCACACGGGCUGAGCGUCCGGGCAGGCCGGGCAAACCUCAGGCCAAGGGUAAAAUCCAUGGCACUCACUUUAAGGCCAAAUGGGAUCCGCCGGCUGACAAUGGGGGAGCCAAUAUACUACUCUAUCACUUGGAACUGAGUCCUGGUGGUGGCAAUUUCGAGCUCAUUUACAGCGGCGCCGAGGCGGAAGCCAUGUGCGAGAGAUUACAACCGGGUUCGACCUAUCAGUUGCGUGCCUGUUGCGAAGGACCUGCUGGCCAGAGUCCUUACUCGGACAUUGGACACAUUACCACAGAGGCGGUGGCUCCUGGAGCACCACCAAUACCACAUUGCACUGAUCCGCCCACGCCAUAUGCCGCCCUAGUGAAGCUUCAGCAACCGGAAUACAAUGGCGGAGCACCCAUCUUGGAAUUCGAGGCUCAAUUGCGACAGCUCGAUGAAGUGAAGCCACCACAGGUGGUCUUCCGGGGCAAGCAGAACUAUUUUGUGGCCCAGAAUUUGCUGCCCGGUGCCAACUAUGAAGUUCAAGUGCGUGGCAUUAAUCGCAUUGGAGCUGGCAGUUGGUCGCCUUGGCUGAGAUUCCAGGCGGCAGCAGCUCCACCCAACUCACCCGAGGAGCUAAGUGUCCACGUAAAGUCGGCCACCAACGUCAGUGUGUCGUGGCAGCCACCAAAACAAGAUAAUGGAGCUCCCAUACAAAACUAUUUGCUAAAAAGUGCCAGCCUAGCGAAGCUACAAGAGAAGAAGGAGUCCGCUGGAGAACGGCUGGAGGAAGAGGGCAAUGAAACCGAUGAGGAUUCGCAUAAAGCAGACGAAGAUGCAGAGCCCCAGGGAUCCGCUUUUCACAAUUGCUAUCAGGGUCUGCAGACGAAUGCGGAACUAAGGAAUCUAACACCUUACACCCGAUACUUUUUCCGCGUUCUGGCCAUCAACUCGGCCGGCUCCAGUGCACCAUCGGAUGUGGUGUGUGUCAAUACACCGCCUGCUGUGCCCGGAGCUCCUCAAAUGCAGGGCUACGAGUUCACCGCCCAAGAGGUCACUCUCAACUGGACACAACCAGCGGCCCAUGGAUCCCCGAUACGUUCGUACAACAUUGAAUACGGUGAAAGGACCAUAGCCACGCCCGACGCCUGUACUCGAUACACGGUCUCCGGUCUUAUGCCCGAGACUAGUUACAAAUUUCGAGUGCAAGCGGUAAAUGCCAUGGGAGCUGGACCCUUUAGUGCCUAUGCCAAAUUGACCACACAACCAGCGCCUCCGGCGCCGCCACGACUCGAGUGCAGUGGUUCGGGCCACAAUUACAUUAAGCUAAAGUGGGGUGAGGGUGGAAAGCAGGUUGCCUCAUCCACCAAAUACUUUGUGGAAAUGUAUGUGACGCGGGCCAAACAGUUCCAAACUGUCUAUGCGGGAACUAAUUGCAUGUGCAAAGUGCACAAGCUGCAGGAAAGAACCAGCUACACCUUCCGGAUCUAUGCACACACAGAUCGUGCGGGUAAUGGAGACUACUCUGAGGAAUUUGUUUUCGAGACAAGUCCCACUUUGCCCUCGAAUAUCAAGCCGCCGCGUGUGGUGCACGAAUCGAGUGUCUGCCUCAUGGAUAUGCCCGGACAGUUGGGCAUGCAAUUGACUUUGGAGUGGCAGCAUUCGAAGAACACCUUCCACGACCGCGUCGAGUAUGAGCUCCAAUACGCUGUGGUGGACCUCGCAGCGACAGAUGGAUCCGCAAAGGGGACGACAAGCAGCUCAUCAAGUGGUGCUCCCCUGAACCUACCCAAUCAGGAUUAUUGCCAACUAUAUCGAGGACCUGAGACCAAAUUUACCAUUGACAAUCUGGCAGCAGGAACCUGCUAUCAAUUUCGUGUGUGUCCCGUGCGCCUUACAGCCGGCGGAGAGACACUUUAUGGCCAGCCAUCGAGUCCGAUGCGCUUCCAGGUGCCCAGUGAAUUGGAUCCCCUGACGGCCAGCUGUAUGCAUCAUCAUUUGAGUCAUUUGUCACCAAUCAGCAGUAGCAGUCAGAGCAGGCACAGCCGCAAGCUCUCCAGUGGCAAUGGACAUCUAGCAGCGGGUCUCCAUUUGAGAUCGGUUAGUGCUUCGGCAAUUAGUGGCACUGGCAGCGGUGUGGGUGCCGACCCUCUGGCCAUCGGACGUCUCCAGCAGGAGUUGUCUGGCCAAUUUAAUAGUUGCGGCGAUCCCAUGCAUCACCAUCAUCAUCAUCACCACCAUCAUCAGCAAACUUGCGAGGCGGCUGCAGCGUCCUCCUCUUCCUCUGGCUCAUCGGGUGGUACGUCCAGCGGAGCAGCAGCAUCGUCGGGCGUUAUCCUGCGUGGCAAUCAUCUGCACCAUCAGCAUCACAUGCAUCAUCCUCAUCACAUGCAUCAUGCCCAUCAUACGCAUGGCAUGGCCAUUUCCAGUGGGGGCAUUAACAGCAACAGCAUUGGGGGCGCCGGUGGUGCAAGUCACCACCCAUCAUCCACUAUAUCUUCGUCCUUUGCCCAGGGCACUUCGUUGCGGCGUUUCAUGGCCAAACUAACGUCAUUGUACAGCAGUCGAAAGCGUCUCAGUGAUCAGGAGAAGGCUGUUUGCUUUGUGGUUUCCUUUAUAGUUGUCACUUUCCUGGUGGCCAUGUUGGUCAAUAUGCUAAGGGCCUAAACAACAACAAAAGAAGAAAAAACAACCGACAAAACCAACAAAAUCCACUUUAUGUCUCAAAAAAGUGAAACGAAACAAAACCAAUUAGCUGUAAUUAUUAUUGUAUUUUUUAUAUAAACCAACAAUAACCAUAUACCAACAAAAACAAGAACAAACAACUUGUAUAUUGUCUAAUUUUAAAUCCACAAAAAACAACAAUAACUAAACUGUAUUAAAUGUGUACACAAAAAACAACAAAAAAAAAACAAACAGAAACCGUUACCGAAACAUUAACCGGAAACGGCAAGAGAAAUUAAGUAAUAAUACCACACACAUACAGCUACAACUAUGAGUAUAUAUAUAAAUGUUUGUAAAUGUUAUAACAAAACAAAACAAAACAAAAACAAAAAUAAUAUGGUAUUCGCCCUAUACAUAAAUAAUAACUAUUUGUUGUUGCUACACAAAAACAAAAAACCCAAGAAUUAUGAAAACAAAAAUACAAUCUCCAUAUGUGCUAUAGUUUGUGCAACCAAAAAACAAAAAAAGAAGGGGAAAACAUUCUUGUAAAGUUAAAAACAAACUAAAAAUACAAAACUAGAUCAUAAAAAAAGUCUUAACAAAAUCAUAGGAUUGUUGAUAUGCCGGACAAAGAAAU
Messenger RNA from Drosophila willistoni, 5674 nucleotides. RefSeq names its product fibronectin type-III domain-containing protein 3A (gene mtgo). Gene Ontology annotation, molecular function: protein binding; acid phosphatase activity; metal ion binding. Bases 91 to 5040 code for a protein of 1649 amino acids. NCBI's taxonomy places the organism in Eukaryota, Metazoa, Arthropoda, Insecta, Diptera, Drosophilidae. The transcript is spliced from 4 exons. The record is from RefSeq and is a predicted model, not a curated record.